AUGACGAUUACGCCCUCUUAAUAUUUUCUUUUUACUUUCUUGGUUGGAUUAACGCCUUCCAAAGUCCAAAUCCAUAUAGCUCACACUUUGACUCCAUUUCCUUCCCACACUCCGAUCCGAUCACAUCAACAAUUCUCCGCCGCCGGCCAAAAUGCUGCCGCCGGAGCUCCAGUCACGGGCUUUCCGCCCGUACAUCUCCUCCUCCGCCAGUGCCCCCUCGUUCGCCACCACCUCCUCCUCGUCCUAUAACGGUGACCAAAACCCUAACCCUAGCCCCACAUCCUCAUCCUAUUACGGCGGAGGAGCUGCCAGCAGAAGCCGCCGAGCAAGCUCCUCCAUGAAGAAUUCCCGAUUAUCGCCUUCUUCCUUCAUCCACAACGCCAGAAUGGCAGUCGCUCUCGUUCCAAUCGCUGCCUUCCUCCUCGACCUCGGCGGCACACCGGUGGUCGCCACCAUCAUUGUGGGCCUCAUGAUUGCUUACAUCCUCGAUUCUCUCAAUUUCAAAUCUGGUUCCUUUUUCGCAGUCUGGUUUUCACUCAUCGCCGCGCAGAUAACUUUCUUCUUCAGCUCUUCUCUUUAUUACACCUUCAAUUUUAUGUUCCUUACUCUCCUUGCUGCAUUCACUUGUGCAUUGGCGAAUUUCUUAAUCGGUGUUUGGGUAUCUCUUCAGUUCAAAUGGAUACUGAUUGAAUAUCCCACCAUUGUGGUUGCUCUUGAACGCCUCUUGUUCGCUUGUGUUCCGAUAAUUGCUUCUGCGCUUUUCGCCUGGGCAACUGUUUCCGCAGUUGGGAUGAUCAACGCUGCUUACUAUCUCAUGGUUUUUAAUUGCAUUUUCUACUGGCUUUACUCGAUUCCUCGUGUAUCCUCGUUCAAAUUGAAGCAAGAAGUCAGUUACCAUGGAGGUGAGGUUCCUGAAGAUAGUUUCAUUCUUGGGCACCUUGAGAGUUGUGUGCACACUCUAAACCUCGUUUUCAUCCCUUUAUUAUUCCACAUCGCCUCACACUAUUUGAUCAUGUUUUCAUCUAGUGCCAAUGUUUGCGACUUGUUCCUCCUUUUCUUCGUUCCCUUUCUAUUUCAACUGUAUGCAUCCACGAGAGGGGCUUUAUGGUGGGUUACUAAGAAUGAGAACCAGUUGCAGAGCAUUCGAUUUGUCAAUGGUGCUUUGGCUUUGGUAGUUGUUGUUGUAUGCCUUGAGGUUAGAGUUGUUUUCCAUUCAUUUGGGCGGUACAUUCAUGUUCCACCACCGCUGAAUUAUCUAUUUGUCACCAUCACCAUGCUUGGAGGUGCAGUUGCUGCCGGUACGUAUUCUCUUGGUAUGGUUUCUGAUGCAUUCAGCUCAUUGGUCUUCACUGCUUUGGCCAUCGUUGUUAGUGCUUCUGGAGCGAUUGUUGUGGGAUUUCCUAUCUUGUUCCUUCCGCUCCCAUCGGUAGCUGGAUAUUAUUUGGCCCGCUUUUUCACAAAGAAGAGUUUGUCAUCAUACUCUGCAUUUGUUGUGCUAGGGAGCUUGAUGGUGGGUUGGUUUGUGAUGCAUAAUUAUUGGGGGCUUAAUAUCUGGAUAGCAGGCAUGUCAUUGAAAUCCUUCUGUAAGCUUAUAGUUGGCAGUGUAAUUCUGGCAAUGGCAGUUCCUGGUUUAGCUGUUCUUCCGCCACAAUUCCGUUUCCUGACUGAAGCUGGGCUAAUCAGCCAUGCAUUGUUGCUGUGCUAUAUCGAGAAUAACUUUUUCAACUAUUCAAAUGUGUAUUAUUAUGGAAUGGAUGAUGUGAUGUAUCCAAGUUAUAUGGUCAUAAUGACUACAUUUGCGGGUCUGGCCAUUGUGAGGAGACUUUCCGUGGACCACAGAAUUGGAUCGAAGGCAGUUUGGGUUCUGAUUUGCCUCUACUCCUCAAAGCUAUUUAUGCUUUUUAUGGCAUCGAAGACCGUGUUGUGGGUUUCAGCUGUCUUAUUAUUGGCAGUGUCUCCUCCAUUGCUGCUUUAUAAGGAUAAAUCUAAAUCAGCUUCAAAGAUGAAACCGUGGCAAGGCUAUGCACAUGCUGGUGUUGUUGCUUUAUCUGUCUGGUUUUGUCGUGAAACGAUCUUUGAAGCCCUCCAGUGGUGGAAUGGGAGGCCUCCAUCUGAUGGUUUGCUUUUAGGAUCUUGUAUCCUCUUGACAGGAUUAGCUUGUGUACCAAUUGUCGCCAUGCACUUUACCCAUGUCAUGGCUGCAAAGAGAUACUUGGUGUUGGUUGUAGCAACUGGUCUGCUAUUCAUUCUGAUGCAGCCACCAAUUCCACUGGCAUGGACUUAUCACUCUGACGUAAUAAGAUCUGCUCGUCAAUCUACUGACGACAUUUCCAUAUAUGGCUUCAUGGCAUUAAAGCCUACAUGGCCAUCAUGGUUGCUUAUUGCAGCAAUCCUUCUCAGUCUAGCUGGUGUCACCUCCAUUAUUCCAAUUAAAUACAUCGUUGAGCUGAGGACAUCUUACGCCAUUGCUUUGGGAGUUGCUCUUGGAAUCUACGUAUCUGCAGAGUACUUUCUUCAAGCAGCAAUUUUACAUGCCCUCAUAAUUGUUACCAUGGUCUGCACUUGUGUAUUUGUGGUCUUCACUCAUUUACCUUCCGCCUCUAGCACAAAGAUUCUCCCUUGGGUAUUUGCUCUGAUUGUGGCCCUCUUUCCAGUGACUUAUUUACUUGAAGGCCAAGUGAGAAUUAACAAGAGUUGGCUUGAAGAGAGUGGGGUCGACGAUAUUGCUGAAGAAGAUAGUAAGAUUGCAACAUUACUUGCUAUCGAGGGUGCAAGGACAUCCCUUCUUGGUUUGUAUGCAGCAAUCUUUAUGCUUAUAGCACUUGAGAUAAAGUUUGAGUUGGCUUCACUUAUGCGGGAAAAGUUUGCGGAAAGGGGCGGACUUCGACACAGCCAAUCAGGUGAAAGCAGUAGCGCAGCUAGCGUUCCUCCGAGGUUGAGAUUUAUGAAUCAGCGAAGGGCAUCUACCAUGCCAACGUUUACCAUCAAAAGGAUAGCUGCAGAGGGAGCUUGGAUGCCAGCUGUCGGUAAUGUUGCCACUGUGAUGUGUUUUUCGAUAUGCCUAAUCUUGAAUGUUCAUCUCAGUGGUGGAUCGAACAGUGCUAUAUUUUUCUUGGCACCUGUACUCUUGCUGCUUAAUCAGGACUCGGAUUUUUUCGCUGGAUUUGGCGAUAAGCAGAGGUACUUCCCUGUUACUGUUGCUAUAUCUGCAUAUUUGGUGUUAACUGCAUUGUACAGUAUAUGGGAAGAUGUAUGGCAUGGAAAUGGUGGCUGGGCUGUUGAUAUUGGAGGACCUGAUUGGAUAUUUGCAGUCAAGAAUUUAGCGCUUCUUGUUCUGACAUUCCCAAGUCACAUACUUUUCAAUAGUUUCGUUUGGAGCUACACAAAACAGGCUGACUCGAGGCCUUUACUCACGAUACCCCUCAAUCUGCCGUCUGUCAUAAUGACGGAUCUUCUCAAGAUUAAGAUUUUGGGGCUACUUGGCGCUAUGUAUUCGGUGGCCCAGUAUCUAAUUUCUAGACGGCAAUAUUUCUCCGGGUUGAAGUAUAUUUAGACAGAUGUUAUAUGCAUAUAACCUUGUUCAAUAUGUUGUGAGAAUUUUUCAGGUGAGAUUUGCAAGUUUAGAAAAAGGCUAAUUUACCCCUUUUUGUUGAUGAACUGAACUGGCACAUGAGAUUUUUGGUAAGGGCUCAAGUGCAUGCUGCACUGGGUUAACUGCUGGAAGUUGUUGCAUACAAGUUAUAAAAAAAGAACGUUGAAAUCAUAUACUUGUUGCUUGCAUUUCUAUUUGCAUGGUGUAUAGUUGAUAUCGAGCAUGCAAGAUCAGAACUAGUAUCGUUUUCGAAGUGUAUUCUCUGUAUGGUUGAAGAGUUAGAGUUACUGGUCAAUUCAUCUCUCAAGUUGAUAUGCUUUCGCCUUCUACUACGUUAUUACUUUUUUUUUCUUUUCUCGUUGAGAAAUUCAUAUCCUGUAAGAAAUUGGGGGAGCGUGGGGAAAUGGGCAAGAUUUGAACCCUAGAUCUCUAUUCUAAGCUUUCUAAUGAGGGUUGGUGUACUACACUAUUACUACUCGUCUUUUAUUUCCGUUCGUUUGUUUGAAUUAUUUUUACUAUAUGAUUUUGAUCAA
Erythranthe guttata (spotted monkey flower) is the source of this 4125-nucleotide messenger RNA. It is a transcript of the gene NEF1, whose product is annotated as no exine formation 1. NCBI's taxonomy places the organism in Eukaryota, Viridiplantae, Streptophyta, Magnoliopsida, Lamiales, Phrymaceae. The record is from RefSeq and is a predicted model, not a curated record.